AUGGGCCUCAUCAAGACCGGAUUGGCUCUAGCUGGAGGCUAUGGCCUUAUCAAGGCUGCAUCAAAAGCCGUCAAUGACUAUGAAGAUAAAAAGCAAAGACGCUCAACUCAAAUCCAACAGCAAUACUACGCCGGUCAUGAGCCACAGAUGGGCAAUAUGCAAGGGAGCCAGAUGUGCCAUCAAAACUCUCAACCUCAAUGGCCCUCAUCGAGCGGUUCGCAGUCUCCCCAAGGAAAUUACACUGGCAACCAUUUCCCCCAUCAGAUGAAUCCUCGCAGGAUUCAAGACGAUUCAAAGAGCCAUGACAACUUCGUCAAUCAGUCUCCUCCUCCAUAUCAUCAGGGUCACGCAGCUGAGAGGGAGGGUGGUGCUCAACCUGGAUCGGCCCAAGAAUACUAUUCUGGAAAGAAAUUUUGA
Penicillium daleae is the source of this 417-nucleotide messenger RNA. RefSeq lists its product as uncharacterized. The record is from RefSeq and is a predicted model, not a curated record. Lineage: Eukaryota; Fungi; Ascomycota; Eurotiomycetes; Eurotiales; Aspergillaceae. Bases 1 to 417 code for a protein of 138 amino acids. The transcript has 2 exons.